UAAGUUCGAUUUAUUUUCCAGACUGAUAAUUCGUGAUAAGAGUUCGCUUCUUUGCUACUCUUUUAUUGCCAAAAUUCGAACAAUAGACUCCAAACUCGAUCCUGAUAGGUGAAGUGGAUUGGCGCAUUAAUCAACGAAAAGUGUAAAUAAAGCUAUAUUCAUAUAUAUACCCGGAAAGCCGCAUAGCAUAGUGAGUGGCUGCCUUUUCCACGCCAUAUAAACCAUUGCAAGUGCCCGCCAAGAGGAAGGAACAUGUCGGCGCUGCUGAAAAUGAACAGAGUUCAAAGGCUCUUCACGCCCGCACUGGUGCGCAGCGUGUCAGAGGCCGCCAAGUAUCCGAGGAUUACCACACACUACACCCUGAAUCCCCGCGAGAAGGAUGGACGGUGGAAGGAGGUCGACAUGGAGCGCUGCAUCGAGGAGGUGGACAUUGUCAUUGUUGGCGGCGGACCGGCGGGCAUGUCGGCAGCCAUUCGGGCCAAGCAGCUGGCUGCUGAGAAGGAUCAGGAAAUUCGCGUUUGCGUUGUGGAGAAGGCAGCGGAGGUGGGUGGACACAUACUCUCUGGAGCUGUUGUGGAUCCCAUCUCGCUGAACGAACUAAUACCCGACUGGCAGGAGCAGGGCGCCCCGCUCAACACGCCCGUGAGCAAGGACACCUUCUCCUUCCUCACCUCCUCGGGUCGCAUCUCCAUACCCAUCUUCAAGGGCUGGCCCAUGGACAACCACGGCAACUAUGUCGUGCGCCUCGGCCACCUUGUCAAAUGGCUUGGUGAUCAGGCCGAGGCCAUGGGUGUGGAGAUCUAUCCCGGCUGUGCCGCGUCCGAGGUGCUCUUCCACGAGGACGGCAGCGUCAAGGGAAUUGCCACCAACGAUGUGGGCAUCGCCAAGAGUGGAGCGCCGAAGGACACCUUUGCCCGCGGUAUGGAGCUGCAUGCGAAGACCACCAUCUUCGCCGAGGGCUGCCGCGGCCACCUCACCAAGCAGGUCAUGCAAAAGUUUGACUUGAACGAGGGCAGCGAGCCACAGGCCUAUGGAAUCGGUCUGAAAGAGGUCUGGGAGAUCGCCCCCGAGAAGCAUCAGCCCGGUUUGGUGGAGCACACCAUUGGCUGGCCCUUGGAUCGAUUCACCUAUGGAGGAUCUUUCUUGUAUCACCUGAACGAGCCCACACCCACGAUAGCUGUGGGCUUUGUGGUCGGCCUGAACUACAAGAAUCCCUAUCUGAGUCCGUUCCAGGAGUUCCAGCGGUUCAAGACGCAUGCCAAGGUACGCGACAUAUUCGAGGGUGCCACCCGUAUUGCUUACGGAGCGCGUGCCAUCAACGAGGGAGGCUACCAGAGCUUACCCCAGAAGCUAUCCUUCCCCGGCGGCUGCCUGGUGGGCUGCAGUGCUGGUUUCCUGAAUGUGCCCCGCAUCAAGGGCUCCCACUAUGCCAUGAAGAGUGGCAUGCUGGCGGCGGAGAGCGCCUUGGAGGCUAUUAAUGCCGACUCGCAGUCCACAGCUGGCGUGGAGCCCACCACCUACGCAGAUAAAAUCAAGGAUUCAUUUGUGUGGAAGGAUUUGUACAAAGUGCGUAAUGUGCAUCCCUCGUUCCACAAUCCGUUGGGCCUGUACGGCGGACUCGUGUUGAGUGGCUUCUCCAUUUUUAUGGGCGGCCGCGAGCCCUGGACCCUGAAGCACGGACCCCAGGAUCAUGAAUCGCUGCAGUUGGCGAGUGCCAGUGAACCCAUUGUUUACCCCAAGCCCGACGGCAAGGUCUCCUUCGACCUGCUCUCAUCGGUUGCCCUGACCGGCACCAAUCACGAGGGCGACCAGCCAGCACAUCUCACCCUAAAGGAUGACCGCAUUCCCGUCGAUCACAACCUGGCACUGUACGAGGGUCCCGAGCAGCGCUUCUGCCCCGCCGGCGUGUACGAGUACGUGCCCAACGAGGAGGGCGGCAACAUGAAGCUGCAGAUAAACGCUCAGAACUGCAUCCACUGCAAAACCUGUGAUAUCAAGGAUCCCAAACAGAACAUCAACUGGGUGGUGCCCGAGGGUGGCGGCGGCCCCGCCUACAAUGGCAUGUGAAUGUCAAUCAUCGAUACUGAUUGAGAUUGAGAUUGGAAACCGGUUUCCUGUACCGCAAUUGCAUUUGAUUAGUUUUAUAAAAUUGAAAAUUCGAGAACACUAUUUGGAAUUUAAGCUGAAAAGUUGCAAUAAAUUGUAAAUUGUAGAUAAAAGUGGAGAGUCA
Drosophila subobscura is the source of this 2230-nucleotide messenger RNA. It is a transcript of the gene Etf-QO, whose product is annotated as electron transfer flavoprotein-ubiquinone oxidoreductase, mitochondrial. Gene Ontology annotation, biological process: electron transport chain. Gene Ontology annotation, molecular function: electron-transferring-flavoprotein dehydrogenase activity; iron-sulfur cluster binding. Bases 253 to 2067 code for a protein of 604 amino acids. The transcript is spliced from 6 exons. The record is from RefSeq and is a predicted model, not a curated record. Gene Ontology annotation, cellular component: mitochondrial inner membrane. Lineage: Eukaryota; Metazoa; Arthropoda; Insecta; Diptera; Drosophilidae.